CUGUGUUUGUCGUGAACAGCCCACUCGCCCAUUUCAUUGGUGCCUUCUUAAGCUGGGAUGGGCACGAUUCUGCAGGAACGAGUGCCACAACGGUGUCUGGAGAGGGUGUCCAUCAGGGACAGAGAAUGGAGGAAGGUGUGGAGCAGCAGCGGGCCUAAUGUGGCCAGAAUGGGAAGGCGGCAGUCACAAAGGAAGUCACUGCAACCACAACACACGUUUCCAAGUCAAGAAAUUAAUAACGAGAAAAGGCAGCAGCCGAGAAGAAAGCACAAGCCUAAUGCUAAACACAGCACUCAGCACAGUGCUCAGGGAACUUCUGCAUCAAAACCCCACCCACCGUCCCCUGUUGAGGACAGGAUGGAGCCAGCUACUCAGCCAGCUGCUCAGCACUGUGGCCACAGAGGACAGAAGCACACAGCUGUGAGAGGAAGCAGACACACACCAGCCUUCCCCUGCUACUGCCUGUCUGACUCAAGUCCUCAUCUGCUGGACAGACACUCACCAGAGUUGAAGGUGGGAAGCCUGAGUGCCCAUGGAGAAGGUGACAGUGACACUGAUUUGUCUGAGUCAGAGAGACUUUUUGUUUCACCCAUUCAGGUUCUUCCACAACUUGAGCUGAGGCCAGAGGUCAUCGAGGCUGAAGACUGCUCCACUCGCAGCCACAGACCCAGAGCACAGGGCCAUGGUAGUUUUGACUUCCCAGACUUCCUUCCUCCACCUUUUAACUCCUGGAGCCUCAGUCAGCUGGCUGUCUUUUACAACAUGGAGGGCCGGGGGGCCCCUCGGCCAAGACCUGUGGGCCCUUUGGAAAUGUACCUGGAGAGGCUGCUGCAGCUGGAGUGGCAUCAGAUCCAGACUGUCCAGGAGGAGAGUGGGAAGUCGGCUGUGUCAGAUGUUCUUCUUAGCUGCCACAGGUCCACUGCUGCUGCCUCAUCACGCCUCAGUUCUCCUAAGUGUAUCCUCCAGUGUCAGCGUGCCUUCCCCCUCACCUUCCUUUCCUCCUUGAUCAGUCACUCUGCCCUGCUCUCCAGCUGUGCCUGCACUUUAUGCCGCUUCCGGCACUCAACCUGUAGCACAGCGUGUUGCCGCCCCACCCACAGCCACACCCGUCAGGCCGGAGUAAGCCCUGUUCUGGAGCGCAGGGGGCUCGUGUCACUCCCCAAAAGGAGCUACAGUGAGAGCCGGGUGCACGCCCCAGACAGGAGUUCAGCAUUCCAAGUUCAGAUGUUCAGCAGCCCUGUGAGGGCCAACAGCCACCUGCGGAGAAUGCAAGCCUCAGGCAACAUCCGCAACCCUGUUCAAGGUGCUAACACUAAGCCUCAUUAUACUGCCAGGGACUCGAGUUUUGGGAUUGGGAGGGACUGUGUGGGAGCACGGGGAAAUGGGUUGAACUACAGGAAGACAGGGGUAUUUAGGAGAAGGAGUGGGUCAGAGCAGCAGGGAGGUGGAGGAGAAAGACAACAGAACGGAUUAGAGAAAAGACGGAGUGGGUCUGAGUGUAGGAAAGGAGGAACUGAGCGAAGGAGGACAGCUGAGUUUAAGGAACAGGAAAUAAAACCAGAUGCUGUAACUGCAAUAAUGGACAAUUUACCUGGUUCCAAAUAUUCUCCAGAUAACAAACCAAUCAAGCCAAAACAGGUUGAAUUUAUGACAUAACAGCCUCUUGAUUACUGUAUGUGUAUAUGCCACACCUACAGUCAUGUCUCUUAAUAUUGGAAUAUGAAUGUGUUUUUUCAAAUAGUUGAAUAGUUUGAUUGAAAGUGUAGCAAGUUUUUCUUUUGCUUUUCUUUUGUUAUUUUGAUUGUGAUGAUUUAAAAAAAAAUUUUUUUUGGUUCUCAGCUAAUUAAAGUUAAAUUAUUAGGAUAAAUCCAUUGCUAUUCAGCUAUGAUGCUGCAGUGGACCUUUACAUGAACUGGUGACUUACAUAAAUCUUGCCAUGUGUAUGGAAAUGUAUUUUUUUGUUUUCUUCUUUUAUUAUUUAUUUAUUCACCCAGUAAGCACUUGUCAGCACAAUACACUAUGUAAAUAUGACUAUGAAAUUUUUUUUAACACUGCCAAUUUUAUUAGUGAUGUAAAUAAAAAGCCAUCUCUCUCGGUUUAGUCCAUUUCUGGAUAGAUGAAAUGUUCUGCUGGCACCCCUGAGGGUGCUGACCUUUGCAUGAGAAUAUUUCAAGACAAAAAUUAAUUAGUUUAUUAUGUCUUUUGAUGCAUGAAAAAUUAAACAAAAAACUAAAUAGAAUGGCU
This is a messenger RNA of Monopterus albus (swamp eel), 2244 nucleotides long. RefSeq lists its product as uncharacterized. The coding region runs from base 58 to 1656 and encodes 532 amino acids. NCBI's taxonomy places the organism in Eukaryota, Metazoa, Chordata, Actinopteri, Synbranchiformes, Synbranchidae. The transcript is spliced from 4 exons. The record is from RefSeq and is a predicted model, not a curated record.